Molecule: messenger RNA, 2544 nt
Organism: Alosa alosa (allis shad)
Lineage: Eukaryota; Metazoa; Chordata; Actinopteri; Clupeiformes; Clupeidae
Gene: gdi2
Product: GDP dissociation inhibitor 2
Exons: 11
Coding region: 108-1454 (448 amino acids)
Biological process (GO): vesicle-mediated transport; protein transport; small GTPase-mediated signal transduction
Cellular component (GO): cytoplasm
Molecular function (GO): Rab GDP-dissociation inhibitor activity
Source: RefSeq, a predicted model, not a curated record
GUGUAGCAGACCCGCUUGACGUUGCAAAGCAGCCCUUUCAUUCCUCUACUAGAUCUCCAUUUUCUUCGACCCGAUACACGGGAAAAGCGGGGUGAUUAACUGGGAAAAUGAAUGAAGAAUACGACGUCAUUGUUCUGGGGACCGGCCUGACGGAAUGCAUCCUGUCAGGGAUCAUGUCCGUGAAGGGGAAGAAGGUGCUGCACAUGGACCGCAACACCUACUACGGAGGAGAGAGCGCCUCCAUAACACCCCUGGAGGAUCUCUAUAAACGGUUCAACAUGCCUGGCAGUCCACCUGAUUCCAUGGGGAAAGGCCGUGACUGGAAUGUGGAUCUCAUCCCCAAGUUUCUCAUGGCCAAUGGCCAGCUGGUUCGUAUGCUGCUGAUCACUCAGGUGACGCGUUACCUGGACUUCAAGGUGAUCGAGGGCAGCUACGUCUACAAGAAGGGCUCCAUCUACAAGGUGCCGUCCACUGAGACUGAGGCGCUAGCAUCGAGUCUCAUGGGUCUCUUUGAGAAGAGGCGCUUCCGUAAGUUCCUGGUCUUCGUCGCCAACUUCGAUGAGAACGACCCUAAAACCAUGGAAGGAGUGGACCCCAAAAAAACCACCAUGCGUGAUGUCUACAAGAAGUUCGACCUGGGACAGGAUGUAAUGGACUUCACAGGCCAUGCCCUAGCGCUCUACCGCACAGAUGACUACCUGGACCAGCCGUGCAUUGACACCUUCCACAGGAUCAAGCUGUACAGUGAGUCUCUGGCUCGCUACGGCAAGAGUCCUUACCUGUACCCUCUGUACGGCCUUGGGGAGUUACCUCAGGGCUUUGCCAGACUAUGUGCCAUCUAUGGAGGAACCUACAUGUUGAAUAAGCCCAUUGAGGAGAUCAUUAUCGAGAACGGAAAGGUAGUCGGCGUUAAAUCGGAGGGAGAGAUUGCUCGCUGUAAGCAGCUGAUCUGCGACCCCAGCUACUUAAUGGACCGGGCCAAAAAGGUGGGCCAGGUUGUCCGGGUCAUCUGCAUCAUAAGCCACCCCAUCAAGAACACCAGCGAUGCUAACUCCUGCCAGAUCAUCAUCCCCCAGAACCAGGUCAACAGGAAACACGACAUCUACGUGUGUAUGGCCUCGUUCCCACACAAUGUUGCGUCUAAGGGCAAGUACGUAGCCAUCGUCAGCACAACAGUGGAGACCAACGACCCCGAGAAGGAGAUCCAACCUGCUCUGGACCUGCUGGAGCCCAUUGAGCAGAAGUUUGUGAGCAUCAGUGACCUGCAUGAACCCACUGAUCUGGGAACCGAGAGUCAGAUCUUCAUCUCGCGCUCUUACGACGCCACCACCCACUUUGAGACCACCUGCGACGACAUCAAGGACAUCUACCGGCGCAUGACGGGCUCGGACUUUGACUUUGCGGAGAUGGAGCGCACGAAGAACGACAUCUUUGGCGAUGCCGCUGACCAGUAGAGGGAGCUAGUGGGCCAGAUUGCCCAGAUCAGGCGUUAUAAUCUCCAGUUUAAAAAAAUGCAACAGAAAUAAAAAAACAAACGUAAACAAAACAGACCGACAACCAACCAAAAGAAAUGGGCUAGCUGAUGAUCACAUGUGUUUUUUUUUGCUUUUGUUAAUCUUUUUUUUUUUGCCCUUAUUAAGAAGUUGAAGAUACUCAGUUACAAACUUAGCAUUUCACUUUGGGAGAUGGUAGGGUGACAUCAGCUCUUUUCCAGUCAGGGGGGAGAUCUGGAGUGAUGGUUUAAAAGUAUGCUCUCUCUCUCUCUCUCUCUCUCUCUCUCUCUCUCUCUCUCUGUCUUUCUCUCGCUCACACUCUCUCAGCGAUGCCAAAUAACCAGCGGUAUUAUCAAGUCUUAUGACCACUCCUACCAGUACUUAUCCAUUCACAGUGACGAGAGAGGGGUGUGUAUUGUGGGUUUGUAAAGGAGAGAGGAGACAUUCUGUGCAAAAAACUGAACAUGACCCCCGCUUAUGAAGUUGAUGUGUGUGUGUGUGUGUGUGUGUGUGUGUGCGUGCGUGUGUGUGUUUUUGUGUUGUAGAAUGUUAGUGCUGCGCUUUCUUGCUUCAGGAUGUCCUAAAUGUCCCCCAUGUACCCUGUUAAAAAAAAAUCACUGAAUUCUCUGAUUUGAAUCUCGUUUGGCUUGAGUUGUACGUAGUCACCAAUCAGAAAUCUCUUACUGUGGCAACCUGCGCAGAGUUCCACGGUGGACUGCUCUGUCCACCCCGCCGAUUUAGUGGAAAAAUCCAAACAGCCAGUCACAGCGAGUUAUUAAGGCUGCUUGCAUCAUGUUACAGCAGCAACCCCCAAAAAGUGAUGUCAACAGGCGUGAGUUUGAUUGACACCUUUGCUUUCUCCCUCUGCAGCUGGCUUCCACACAGGCAAAACCCUUAUCAUUAGCCAGAGCUGCAAAACAAGCACUUCACAGCUCACACGGUUUUGUGUGUGUGUGUGUGUGUGUGUGUGUGUGUGUACGGCCAGAGUGUGCUCUCUUCCUAGACACCCAGACAGACAGACAGUUGAUGCUGAAGUUUCAAAGAGGAAGGG